ACUGACCCAGUAAUCUAUAUAUACAUGAAAUUCAUAAGCUCACAAGUCACACAAAGGUAAGCAAAAACAACAUUCUUUGACCAAAAAGAAAAAAAAAAGCAAAAAGAAACAUUCUCGAUUCAAAAAUGGAGCAAAGCAAGGGCAGGAGAGUGAUCCUCUUCCCACUGCCGUUUCAAGGCCACAUAAAUUCUAUGCUAGAACUGGCCAACGUUCUACACUCCAGAGGCUUCUCCAUAACCAUUAUUCACACACGCUUCAACUCCCUCAACCCUUCUACCCUAAACCCACACUUCACGUACCAUUCAAUCCCUGUCGACUUCUCCGAAACCGAGGCCGCCUCGAGGGAUCCCAAAGGUUUUUUUUAUCUUCUCAAUGUUAGAUGUAUCGAGCCUUUCAGAGAAUGCCUGGCCAGGUUGUUAUCGGAUGAUGUUAAGUUGGAAGGCCCCGUUGCUUGCUUGAUCUCAGACACUCUUCUUCACUUCACUCGACCCAUUGCGGAGAGUUUUAAGCUUCCGAGGAUCUUGUUAGAUGUCUCGUGCGCCACUAAUUUUGCUGUUUUGGCUGUGUUUCCGCUUCUCAAGGAAAAGGGUUACCUCCCAAUACAAGAUUCUCGACUAGAAGAGGUAAUCACAGAACUAUCACCUAUCAAAGUUAAAGACCUGCCAAAGGCGCCCGGUUCCGAUCCUGAGAAUUAUUAUCAACUGGCCAUCCAAGUGUCAAAUGAACCAAAGUCUUCUUAUGGACUCAUCUUAAAUACAUUUGAAGAUCUUGAAGGACAUGCUCUGGCCAGAAUCCGCCAAGAACACCUGCCCAAUGUUCCCAUUUUCCCAACAGGUCCAUUUCACAAGUGUUGCCGUACAAUAUCCUCUUCAAGUAGUUUAUUGGCACAAGAUCAGAGUUGCAUUUCAUGGCUGAACACUCAAGCGCCCAAAUCUGUUGUUUAUGUUAGCUUUGGGAGCAUUAUUCAGAUAGAGGAAGCUCAAUUUUUGGAGAUAGCUUGGGGGCUGGCCAAUAGCAAUCAACCUUUUUUGUGGGUUGUUCGACCCGGGUUGGUUAACGGGCUUGAUUGGCUUGAAGCGUUACCUAACGGGUUUUUGGAAGCAUUGAACGGGAGGGCUUACAUUGUAAAAUGGGCUCCACAAAAAGAAGUGUUGGCCCACCUAGCAGUCGGAGCCUUUUGGACUCACAAUGGUUGGAAUUCUACAAUGGAGAGCAUUUGUGAAGGGGUCCCUAUGAUUUGUACACCAGGUUACAUUGAGCAAAUGCUGAUUGCAAGAAAUGUGAGUGAUGUUUGGAAGGUAGGGCUGCAAUUGGAGCAUGGGAUUGAGAGAGGUGAGGUUGAAAGAACAAUUAGAAGACUGAUGGUUGAGAAAGAAGGGGAAGAGAUCAAAGAGAGAUCCUUAAAGUUGAUGGAAAAGGCAAAUCGUUGCCUCAAAGAAGGUGGCUCUUCGUACCAAUCUUUGGAUGGCUUGGCCAAGCACAUUUUAUCGUUAUAAAUCGUUUGUAUAAGAAACUAAGUGGUAUUGCAAGUAGCUCUUUACCACAGUGGUGAAAAUAAGUUGAGCCCUUGCAUGAAGGCAUGAGUUUAAACCCUGUCGGUGACUAAAUAAAAGAAAAUAUAUCGUUUAACCAAAAAAAUAAUAAUAAUUACUAAGUGGUAUUAUUUAUUCAAUAAAAUAAAAAUAAAAUUGUUGGGUUGCA
Molecule: messenger RNA, 1701 nt
Organism: Malus domestica (apple)
Lineage: Eukaryota; Viridiplantae; Streptophyta; Magnoliopsida; Rosales; Rosaceae
Product: UDP-glycosyltransferase 76B1-like
Molecular function (GO): quercetin 3-O-glucosyltransferase activity; quercetin 7-O-glucosyltransferase activity
Source: RefSeq, a predicted model, not a curated record